Vitrella brassicaformis is the source of this 3550-nucleotide messenger RNA. The record is from the annotation of a GenBank genome assembly. Lineage: Eukaryota; Vitrellaceae.
AUGAGGCUUAAGAACAAGCAUUCGGAUUCAAAAUCCACCAGGCAAACAUGCACUUAACGCAGAAACGAACCAACACACACAUGCACAGACACACACAGACACACGCACACACUCGCACGAACGUCUUCUCGCCCCGCAGCACCGACAGUCUGAGCCACCCAUCCAUGGACACACAUCCACAACCGCGCAGGACACACGCAUGCCUUCCCUCCCUCCCUCCCUCCCUCCCUCCCUCUCGCCCUUUCUUGUCAAUCACUCACUCACUCACUCACAGCCUUUCGACCUCCUGUAUGCCGAGCAGGUCGAGUCCCACCUGCAGCACCCGCUCCGUCACCUCACAGAUGGCCGUACGCGACGCCCUCACCGCCGCGUCCUCCACGUUGACCACCGGGCACGUCUCGUAGAACUGGUUGAACAGCUGGCUCAGCUCAAACAGGUGCUCGCACAGCUUGUGGGGGUACAGCGUGUCCGCCACGCCCUGGAUCACACGCGGGAACUUGAGCAGGUGGCGCAUCAGGCUGCUCUCGGCCGGGGAGGUCAACACCAGGGCGGUGGUGGUGCUGGUGGGGGCGUCCUUGUCCAUGUCCUUGUCCUUGUCGUGUUGUUGUGUGUUGGCUUGUGCCUUUCUUCUGAUGCCCUUGAUACGGACGAGGGCGUAGAGCAUGUAUGGGGCGGUGUUGCCCGUCCUGCUCAGCAUCUUGCUGUAGCUGAACUGGUAGUUGGACUCACGAUUCAUCGACAAAUCCGCGUACUUGACGCUAGCCAAACCUGACGGACACAGCACACAUAGCACACGAAAGACGCAAUCAGACGGAUGAUCUGUGAGCGUCUGCGCCGGCUGCUGGUGAGUCGCUUACCGAUGACGGUAGCGGUGCGUGUUCUUUCCUCGUCGGGCCAUGGCUGGGCCUCGCUGUCCUCCUUCUGCCUCUCCUGCAGGUCCUCGUCGGCGAGACGCACCGCUUCGUUGAGCAGAUCACGCAGCUUGACCGUGUCGCCCGAACGCGUCUUGAACUUCUUGCCUGCACCACAUCAUCACCACACCACACAGACAGUUAUGUCCAUCGAUUUAUGCAUGGGUCUGUCUGUAUCGACUCACCGUCCUCCCCCAGGACGAGUCCGAACGGCACGUGUGUGAGCUUGGCUUUGUCGUUGGCGAAUCCGGCCUUCUUGGCCACCUCGAAGACGGAGCUGAAGUGGGACGACUGCCCCUGAUCCACCACAUACAACACGCGAUCCGCACGCUCCGUCCACACCCUGAGGGAGGAAGGGAAACCCAAUGCGCAAACAGGCAGCAAAGACAUGUAUGUGUGUGUGGAGUGCAGGAGGGGUGCGGGAUGGGAAAGCUUGCCUGUGUUUGAUUGCGGCGAGGUCGGUGGUCGAGUACAUGAAUCCUCCGUCGCUCUUCUGCACGAUGACGGGUGGGCGGCCGGACGAGGAGCCGUCCUCGUUCCUGGGGUCCAGGAAGACGCACUUGGCCCCCUGAGACUCCUCGGAAAGCUUCCUGUCCUCCAACUCCUUGACCACAUCUGAGAAAAUAGCCACAGGGGAAGGCGAUGUAUGCGUGGUGGGUGGCCGUGUGGUAUAGUGUGGUGGGUGUGUAGGUGCGUGCAUGCGCCUACCCUUGAGGAAUGGGUUGUAGAAUGACUCGCCCCUCUCCUCCAGCCCCUGGAUGCCCAGCAUCUCGUACACCUCACCAAACUCCUGAUCGAUCGAUCGAUACGUGCACAGCACGUCCGCAAGACCAAUCAGAUCACAUGCAUCAGCUGUGGAGUGCGUCCUUCUCCCUCCCUCAUCUCUGACUCUGCUGCCCUGCCCACUCACCUUUCGGCUGAUGUCACAGAGGAUGCGCCAGGCCUUCAGAGAUGCCGGGUCGCCAGACUGCAGCCUGACACAUACAUACACACACGCACACAGCAGGUGCACCGACCCACAUUGGCCGGUCAUGUGCCCUCGCUCACUUGACGACUUCAUUUCUGCUUCGCUCCUGGAAGGCCUCGUCUUCGUCGAAUCGCUUCUUGGCCUCUUUGUAGAAGGCUACCAGGUCAGAGAUGGCCACGCUGCUGGCCGAGGCGCCCUCCUGCUCGAUGACGUCGGGCUGCACGUCCUUGAGCUGGCUGAUCAGCAUUCCAAACUGAGUGCCCCAGUCGCCCACGUGGUUCAGACGCACCACGUCGUGACCGAGAAAGUCCAACACUCUGCGUGAGCCACACACAAAUGUCCAUUUCUGUGUGUUGAUGCGUGGGUCAGUGGGCUCGUUCUCUCACCGUGCGAGUGCGUCUCCGAUGAUGGUUGAUCUGAGGUGUCCCACGUGCAUCUCCUUGGCGAUGUUGGGACUCGAGUAGUCGAUCACCACACGCUCGCGGGGACUCGCCUGCACAAGAAGCGCAAGUCACUCGACGUCCUGCUGCUGUGCUGUGCUGUGCUGUGCUGUACUGUCGUGUUUGCUGCUCACCGUUGGGAUGGCGAGUCGUCCGUCGCGGUCUUGGUGCAUCCUCGACAGCUCACCCAACACCCAGCUGUCGCUCAGACGAAAAUUGACAAAACUGACCGUUUUUCAACGACACACGAGCGGUGAGAGGCAAAGCAAGUGUACUGUGCGUUGCCCUUCUCUCUCUGCUCACCCAGGCCCGGCAAUCUCAAUCGGCGCCAACACCUGCUGGACGGCUGGACGGCCAUACAACGCGUCGGAAAACCUGAAGCCCCAACCGGCAGGGAUGAAUAUGCGAUUGCUCCUGCUGUGUUGACAGAGUGCUCACCUUUGCGCCAGGUCCCUUGGUUUCGUUUUGAGUUUUUUGGCCAGCACGAGGGCGACGUUGGACUGAUAGUCGCCGAACUCGGGCCUGGUGGCCUCGGUGAUCAGCCCCGCCGACACAGCCGACGUCAGCGCAUCCUCAGACACGCUGAGGUCCUCACGCAACGUGGUCAGGAUCUGCCAAUCAGCACCACACACGGGGCAGAGUGAGUGCAUGUUCAGCGCAUCGAUGCACUCCUCUGCAUACCUGUUGCUCGAGCCAUGGUACGAUGUUGGCGGCGGUGGCGCCUUCGUCGGUCGCCCCGUUGGACGCCAUCACAGCCACUUCCUGAUCAGCCACACUGCUCGCUGUCGAUGCCACACUCGAGGCGGGAAGAUGCCGAGGAUCAGAAGGGCGGACGGGGGAAGGGGAAAUCACUGAUGUGAAGGUUCGCGCAGGGGGAGAAGGAUGCCACUUGGGUCUCCCCACUCGCAGAAACGGUACAAAUGCUCCUGAACGACAGAACACCACAGCAGAAAAACCUCUCGUGUGCUGUGCCUUGUCUUAUCAUGUGACUGGAAACGGAUGAGUGCAGUGGCGCUGGCUUCCCCACCUGAAGAUCUCGCUGAUGGCGAUGGAUGCUGUGUGCGGAUCAGUCGUCUGGAUGCCUCACUUGUGAUGCAGAAGCACAAGCGACACAUCAAAGUGGUUGUCAGCAACAGCAGCUCCAGCGAACAAAGCAGAUGCAAAGGCUGAAAUGUUAGUGUUGGCUGCCAUCUUGCAGGCCUCACCAUCACAACCAAACUGCAUUCCGCCAC